This is a messenger RNA of Melanotaenia boesemani (Boeseman's rainbowfish), 5936 nucleotides long. RefSeq names its product zinc finger protein 106a (gene znf106a). Gene Ontology annotation, molecular function: RNA binding; SH3 domain binding. Gene Ontology annotation, cellular component: cytosol; membrane. Bases 110 to 5218 code for a protein of 1702 amino acids. The record is from RefSeq and is a predicted model, not a curated record. The transcript has 22 exons. Lineage: Eukaryota; Metazoa; Chordata; Actinopteri; Atheriniformes; Melanotaeniidae.
GUUCGAUUGGGGGCGAGAAGUAGGAGGAUGUUUCACCAGUGGAUGAGUACAGACCUGCACACGUUUUGGAUGGUUCAAAGUGAUUGGCUGACGUCCACCUGCAUUCAAAAUGAUGAGAGAAAGAAUGUGUAUCCUUUGCGAAACAGUCUACGUUUCCAGACAGGAGAUGGACGAGCACAUAAGAAGUAUGCUCCACCACCGUGAACUGGAGAAGCUCAAAGGCCGGGACUGCGGACAUGAGUGCAGAGUUUGUAAGGUGAAGGUGGUGAGCCUGACUGAUUACGCCAGCCACAUUUCCAGCCCCACGCACAAACAGAACGUGGAGGCUGCUGACAAACCGGAUGACAGGAACAACCACGACGAGGAUUACUUUGACCAGACUUUAGUGGAUCUGGUAGAAAAGAGAAAAGAGCACAUCAGAAAAGAAAAAGAGGCUGCUGCUGCAAAGCUUGCUAAAGAGGAAGCGGAACAAAGGAAAAAGGAGGAUUUUCAGGAGAGACUUAAGGAAGUUAAGGAGCGAUACCGCCUAGAGCAUGUGUGGCAGCCGCCGUUGCAGAGGUUCAGUGGACCCAAUCAUCAAUAUACUUGGUACAAAGGCAACCAAUUUAAUGUCAGCACAGGAGAUGCAAGACCCUGGCACCACUACAGACAGGGGAAGAGUGCCACCUGGCAUGCUCAAGAGCCUCCAAACUUACAGAAAUGGGCAUCUGAAGAGUUUUCCAACAAAACAAAGGAUAGUCACUGGGAGCAGAGCAACAGGACAUGGGGUCAUGGCAAUAAACAAUGGCGACUGCCCUGGCUCAGCAGUGGAGGCAGCAGUAAUGGGCUUUAUGGCCAAAAUAAUAUUUCCAAGUAUGCUCCGAGGGCCCGGCCCCAAAGCUUUGUAGGAUUUCCAACUCCACCCAGUUUUUUUUCCCAGGCUGUUAGCCAGCUUCAGAGUAAAGAGAAUGACAAAGGAAGUCAGCAGGAUGCUGGGCAUCAACAUGGAGAUGCAGCAUCAGAAUCUGACCAUAACAGUAGUAAGAACUCGAAGGCUUUCGGUAGCAAUCCAAAGCUGGACAAAAGCUGUCGCUGGUCACCCUAUCCCGUCACAUCCGGAGUUCACAGUGAUGCCCACACAAGCCCAUCAGAGAAGUACCACAAAGUCCCUAAACCACUAAAGCAAGAAAAAGCACCAGAGGUUAACAGGCAGUCCCAACCUGAGCAGAGACAAAAGCAGAUGAUGCCAAACAGGCAAAAUGAGGAUGAGAGUGGAAGGCAUCGAACAAAACCCACACCCACAGAUAGGAGCUGGAGCAGUUCUCAGAGAGAUGGCCACCAAAACUCUUCAUCUGGUUCCUUUAGUCAAAGAGUAAAUAAACCACAGAUACAUGCAGAUCAGAAGAGUUCCUCAGCUCCUGGUGUCGGUAGUGGAGCUCUGCUCAGCAAGGCAUCUGGUCAAGCUCUGUCACAGCCGAAACCACCUGGAAAUCUGAGUGGACUCAAGAUUCAACCCGUUGGGCUCCUUCAGUUAAGGCAGGAAAGACACCUCCCAGAGUCAUUCAAGACAGCUAGACACAAUGUGCUUGAGAAGAGGGGCUCUUUGGAUAGCUCCAGUAACAACAGCGGGAAGAUGACAUGGCACAUUAUGGAGGAGCAGCAAACAGAUCAGGGACAGAAUCAGAUAGGAGUGAACAUAGAAAAAAGCCAAAAAAGUCAGAAUGCAGCUAAACCCGUAUUAACUCAUGCAGUCAAGCCAGAAAAGCCAUCUUCAGACAGCAGCCAGUUUCUCCAGUCACUGCAAGUUAGCACCUCUAACAACCAGUCACUGCAAGUUAGCACCUCUGUGAUGGAGAGUUCGGCGCCUGCACUUAGAGAUGAUGAAGAGAGCAAGAAAAAAGUGAAGAAACAAACCUGCCCAGCAGAUGAGGCUAUGCUGGUUGCAGAGGCUGGGCAGAGCUCAGAGAGUGAUGCUUCCAAAAGUGGCGAAACACAGACGUGCUCAGAAUCAAACACGUCAUCUUUCUCCAAACUGGACCUGCCCCCUGCCUUAAAACGGGACCUUACCAAACACAUCAGCUCCAAGAGCAAAACGGGUGGUCACGAGCCAAACCUGAACAUCGCCAGGCGGGUGCGUAACCUGAGCGAGUCGCGAAGAGUUGACACAGAGAAGGAUUCAGGGCUCAAACCAACUGUACGGCAGCUCAUCAGCUCCUCCGGGUCACGCCGCAAUGUGAACUGGGAGCAGGUGUAUCAGGAGGUCAGAAAGAAGCAAGACAAGGGAAAAGGCAUGCCAAGGUUUGGGAUUGAGAUGGUGCCAUGUGACCAGGAGUACCAGAGCCAGGAGGAGGAGAACUUGGCCUUCCUGGAGGGUUUCAAUUGGGAGUCAUUGAUGGACAUCUCAGCCCAGGACAACUCCAGAAAGCGCUCCUUAUCAGAGAGCAGCCUUGCGCCUGGAUCUGCUCCGUCCCUGUUUUCAUCUCUGUCAUCAGAAGAGAAAACACAGAGCAAAAGCCUCAGCUCAGAGCAGCAGAGUUCUGCUGGUUCUCCCAGCUGCAUGUCUGCAGAAAGAAAACAGGACUAUCAGUGUUCCACAGAGACCAAAUUACAGAGGCAGCCAGACAAACUAACGUCUGCAACAGUGAAAGUUCUCCAGCGAUCUGAUUCAGUGCUUGGGGACAGCAGCUCGGCGACAGAGCAGUGUGAUGGUCAGGGAACAGGAAAGAGGCGAAGGGCAGCCGGGGAGACUCCAAGUAAAGAAGCAUCUUGUUUGGAACACAACAGCAAAAGGAUGAAGGUCAAAUCCAAAAGAGAGCGUUUACAUAUCGACCAGCUGCUUGCAGUGUCUCUGCGGGAGGAAGAGCUGAGUCGGUCCUUGCAGAAUGUGGACACCAGCCUGAUCCAGGCCCGGGCUGCACUGGAGGCCGCCUACAUGGAGGUGCAGCGUCUCAUGGUGGUUAAACAGCAGGUGACGGUGGAGAUGAGCACCUUGAGAAACAAGAGGAUUGAGUUGCUUAAAGGAAUGCAAGGUACUGUGGAGGAAGCACCUCUGGUCAAGCUGAAAGAAGAAAAGAUAGAUUCCUUUGUAACUGAUCUGCACAUGCCCUCCUCCGUUACAUGUCCCUCUGUUUUGGACACUGCUGUUUGCAGUCCUAAUCAUGCUGCAGAGUGUGCCUCUCCUCCCUCCUCCAGCCUUCCUUCCAUGCCUGUAUUCGUCAAGGAGGAACCCCAGUCCCCGGUCCACAUUAGCUCAGAGCUGGACGCUGUGGACAGUAUAACCCACUGUCCUCACAGAACCACUCCAGAGCUGCCAGUUGCUCAUGCUACAACCUCUCCAGAUCCCACCCUUAACCACUGGUCAUCUCCUGAAAGAAAAUUCGAGCCCUUCCAAACUAAUUGUGAGAAGCUUGCAGAUUACCAAGGGGAGUCACCAGGACUGCUUGAGACAACAGAAAAAGCUGUACAAGCAUCAAGUAACUGUAAAAACCCUUUGUCCGACUCCAAAACCUUGGACUCUCUUAAACUCUCACCCAGCAGGAGAAGUUCUGAGGUUGGGAGUGUUGUUGACUGGGCUGAGAAUCAGUCAACACAGUCCUCGUCAGUCCUUAAUAUGCCUGCCUCUCCAUCUGGGGGGGGUGGAAGGCGUGUAAGGAAGCUGAAGAAGAGGAAGGCGUUAAAAAAGUCUCAAGGGACAGAGCAGCCUGAGACCAGUGAAACUGAGAUGGACGAAGAGGCCUCUAGGCCAAGGUGGCUGCGACAACGCAGGAGGCCCAGUGGAGGCUCUCAGGUCAGUACCUCCAGCUUGCCUGCAGACGACAGAGAGGGCAGCAUGAACACAGAGGACAUCAAGAAGGCAGAAUCCCCGAAGAACAUGGUGGAGCUUCCACAAGCACCUCCUGCAGAUGAUAUGGGGAACUUGGACACAGAGGAAAGCAUGGAGGUCACUGCUGCUUGUCAACAGUCCCAAAUGGAUGCUCCAGUUCCAGCUCUGGUCCCAGACUCAUUAAAACCUGAACCACAGAGCCUGGCCUGCAACGAGGUCUCCUCCACCAGUGACAUGGAUCUGUGUAAAUCAUCUGAGAGUGAUCUCCCGUUUGCCAUCACAUUACUCAAGACCUCUUCAGAUGUAUCCUCUGACCACGGUGAGGAUGAGAUGCCCACAGAGGGGAUGUUUGAUGGUCACCAGGAGGCAGUAAACGCCAUGCAGAUCCACAAUGGGCUGCUGUACACAUGCUCAGGAGAUCGAACCAUCAAAGCGUUUGACCUGGUGAGUCAUCGAUGUGUGGGUGUGUUUGAGGGUCACACCUCCAAAGUGACCUGCCUGCUGGUGUCUGCAGCUCCAUGCCUGCACCAUCGCCUUUAUUCUGGUUCCAAUGACCAGACCAUCCGCUGCUACAGUCUUAAGACAUGGGAAUUUGAGCGGCAGUUCUCUCUGUCAGACCGAGUUUUUUGCCUCCAUAGCCGAUGGAAGACUUUAUACGUCGGUCUGGGGAAUGGAACAGUUGUUACUUUUAACCUCAAGACAAACAAGCAGAUGGACGUGUUUGAGUGCCACGGGCCGCGUGCGGUGAGCUGUCUGGCCUCAUUGCAGGAGGGAGCUCAGAAGAUGCUUCUGGUCGGCUCCUACGACAGCACCAUCAGUGUGAGAGAAGCCAAGAGCGGAGUCCUGCUGCGCACUCUGCAGGGCCACACCAAGACUGUGCUCUGCAUGAAGGUGGUCAAUGAUCUGGUAUUCAGUGGAUCCAGUGAUCACUCUGUCUACGCUCACAACAUCCAUACAGGGGAACUGGUGCAGGCCUUUAAGGGCCACACUCAUGCUGUUACUGUAGUGGCCAUCCUGGGAAAGAUGAUGGUCACUGCCUGUCUGGACAAACUGGUUCGCGUCUAUGACAUACAGACUCAGGACCAGAUGCAGGUCUACGGUGGACACAUGGACAUGGUGUUGUGCAUGACUAUCCACAAGAACAUGAUCUACACGGGCUGUUAUGAUGGCAGCGUGCAGGCUGUCAAGCUGAACCUCAUCCAGAACUACCGCUGCUGGUGGCACGGCUGCUCCCUGGUCUUUGGCAUGACGGCACAUCUGCUGCAGCAUCUCACCAACGACCACGCUAAUGCCAGCUUCCAGAAGUGCCGCUGGAAAAAGUGCGAAGAGUUUUUGUGCGCACGCAGCAGCUCCAAGAAGAAGAUGCAGCUUCACAUGCAGAAACAUGCUGAGGAGGAGACUGAAGCGGAGCCUUAGGGGCUGGUGGUAGGAACGUAGUUUCACCCUGAGCCCCUCCCCCUUUCCUAUAAUCUUCAACCCCCCGUUCCCCGCUCUUGUUAACCUCCCAUAUUGGGGGGGCUAGUUCUUGGGACCCGCUCAACUCAACAGCGCUCCCUUCAAGCCUGUUGUGUAGCGUCUGACAACUCCAUCCUCCAUGUUCGGUGUUGGAAUCCAACAAUGAUACAGUCACAAAAGGAGAGUUGGUUGUGCUGCCGUUGUUUUGUUUGUUUUUAUACGUUCUACACUCCUCCUUCUCCUUUUGUCCGACCACUGUCCUCUUUUCACUGACCAAAUUAAGACGAAGAAAGAAACAAACACACGACUUUUGUUCAUUGAAGAAACUUCAGUGUUGCCGGUAACCGAGGGAUCUGUUGCGCUUUCCCAACACAAACACAUUAUUUUCCCGACUGGACUGCAGUAUGGCAUGGGCUGAGAUGUUUUUAUAGUCGUGCAGUUGUGAUGUGUCAUGUUAAGGAAUUUGUAGAUUUUUUUAUUUUCUUUGAUUAAAUCAUCAUUAUUCACCUGAUGGAACUUUCUGGUUGUAAUAACGAGUGAUUAAAGCCGUGUUUAAUAGCAUAACAAUUUCUUGUUGAAAGAGGGUUUAUUUUUUGUUUGGUUUUUAUUUUGAGAAAAGUAAACAGUUUCUAUUUUCUUUUCCUAGCUAGGAUUAUGUUUAUACUUUGCUCAUCCAGGU